UCGUUUUAACGUAGCCGAAGACUGACGUCAACGGUUCGGCUUGUCCGGAGAUUGCUGUAGAGUCAUCUAGAGAGCCGAUCGUUCAGAAAGUUAAUAUAUAAUAUCCCACUUGAUCCUCAAUCGAGUAGAUCUGUUUUGUAAGUUGUUGUGCUGUGGUGAUUGCCGCGUGUUUUGUUGUGUGUUUGUAAAAGGAAGCUAUGGCCACCGAAGUCGAAAAUAACGCACCCGAAACAAAGGAAAUCAAAGAAGAGAUACCGUCCGGCGACAACAAAGCCGAAGAGGCCGGCAAACAAGAUAAUGCCGGCGGCGACGCGCCCACCCCAAAAGAAAAAGAACCGGCUCCACCGAAAGUUCUAGUACACAAAAGUAAUUUCGAAAAAGAUGUCGUUUAUUUGUAUCAAUUUUCGCGUACGCCACUUUUACCAUCUCUCUCGCCCUAUUGUUUGAAAGUCGAAACAUGGUUGAGACUUGCCGGCGUCAAAUAUGAAAACGUGGACCACAAAAUGAAAUACCGUUCGAAGAAAGGCCAGUUGCCGUUCAUAGAAUUGAACGGAGAAGAAAUAGCGGACAGUGCCAUCAUCAUGAAGGAAUUAUCCCAGAGAUUCGGUCACGAUUUGGAUAUAUGUUUGUCGGCGGAACAAAGAAAUUUGGCGCACACCACCAUUUCCAUGAUCGAAAAUCAUCUAGCUUGGGUAGUUAUGUGGUGGCGCACCAAAUUCCCCGAUCAAGUGCUCAAAGGGUAUAAAGUUAAUUUGCAACACGCGCUUGGAACUAGGAUACCCAACGGAAUACUCAAUUUCUUUUUCAAAUUCGCUUUCGGCAGAAAGUGGUUCCAGGGAACGAAAAAAGUGAAAGCUCAAGGCAUGGGUGUACAUUCCGCAGAAGAAAUCAACGAAUUCGGUCAACAAGAUUUGAAAGUACUAUCAGAUAUGUUAGCAGACAAACCGUUCUUCUUCGGAGACGAACCUACCAAUUUGGAUGUCGUGGUAUUCGCUCAUUUAGCACAAAUCUAUUUCAUCGACAAAGAAGUCAGUUAUCCAUUGAGGGACUACAUGACGGAAACUUGCCCGAAUUUAGUAGGACUUGUCAAUCGCAUGAAGGAACGUUGUUUUCCGGAUUGGGACGAUAUUUGCACAACUUUGGAUUUGAACUCGCAUUUACCCAAACCUAAAGCCGAAGAAUCGAAAGAUAACAAAGAAGAAAGCAAAGACGAGAAGGAAGGAGACAAAGAGAAAGAACCAGAAGAGAAAGAUCUCGAAAAGGAAAAGGUGAGUUUCAACUCGCUUUCUAGACUCGUUUUUUGUAACUACUCUUACUUACAAUACCUCAUUGUAACUUUCCUAGCAUCCUAGACUCUUUUUUGUAACUUUCCUUGCUUCCUAAACUCUUUUUUGCAACUUUACUUGUUUCCCUGACCCUUUUUCGUAACUUUCUUCGCAUCCUACAUAUUCUGUAACUUCCUUGCUUUCCAGAAUCUGUUUUUGACACUUUACUUGCUUCUUAGACUCUUUUUGUAACUUUCCUUGCUUCCUAAACUCUUUUUUGCAACUUUUCCCGCUUCUCUGACCCUUUUUUGUAACUUUCUUCGCAUUCUACACAUUCUGUAACUUCCUUGCUUUCCAGAAUCUGUUUUUGACACUUCACUUGCUUCUUAGACUCUUUUUGUAACUUUCCUUGCUUCCCAAACCCUUUUUUGCAACUUUUUCUGCUUCCCUGACCUUUUUUUGUGACUUCCCUUGCUUCCUACCCAGUUUUUUAUCGAAAAAUCCCUAGUUUGACAAAAUUAUGUAUAAUUUUCUGUUUGUUAUUGUGUAGGCUGACGAAAAAGAAAAGGACAAAGCUAACGAAAAAUCAGAAGAAAAUAAGGAAAAAGAAGGAAAAUAAAGAGGAGUAAAUUGAAUUGAUUAUCUCACAAGCCCCACUGCCGAGGCUCGUUUUUUAUUCUAUUAUUUUCUUUCGUUAUCUAUCAUCUUCAAAAAAAAAACUUUUUCAUAUUUUUUUUUUGUUUCGAUUCAUAAACUUGUGCAACAAUCUAGUUUAUAAGAUCCAUACACAUUUUUCAUUGUAAUGAAAACAUAAAAAAAUACUCUUACGGAUGACAGUUAUUGUAGCUUUUUUUAUAAAAAAAAAAAAUAUAGAGGACACUUAUUCACAAGAUAUAUUCAUUAAUAAAAGUUAAGGACAAAUUGUUUGUAUAAAAUAAUUUUUUUUAUCGUAAGCAAAAUGUAUGUCACAAAAAAAAACGAGGAUAAAUUUGACAGGCAGAAAAAAUGUCACAUACGAUCAAAAUAUCCUGUACUAUUAUAUUUAAAUGAAAAUCGUCCAGUUCAAAGGACCAAUUAUACUUCUUAUACAGGGUGAUCUGAUUGGACAUCAAACAUUCUUUCGGCCUUUCAUAAUACAUGUAGUGCAGUCUCAGUGUAUCACUUAAUAAUAUUUCCAAUUAGUAAUACAUUUAAAUUACAGUAUAUUCAUUCCAUUUGUUAUGGGCUUGUUUCUCGUACUUAUCUACCACUCGCGCCAUCUAAUUUUCAAUAAACGUAAAAUAUUUAAAGACAAAGUACAUUUGAACUACUACCAAUAUUAGUAUGUUAUAUAAUCAAUAAAACUUAUAGAGGAUAUUAAAUUAAAAGUAAUUUUACAGUUUCGAUACAAAAUUUUUGUCAUUCGACAAGUUAAAAAUGCUAAUUAUGAUGUUAUAUUGAAUAUCACUUGGUAUUAUACAUGUUUUCAUACUUAUCUAUCGUGCUUUUCUUACUUCUACAAGAGAGAGUACAUUUGAACUACUUUUAUUAUAUCCAUGUAUGUUUUACUUCCAUGAUAUCUAAAAUUGUAUUUAUAUUAUAUAAAAAACAGUUUUUUUCAAUUCUAUACACUAUUUAUGAGUAUUUUCAAUAAAAAUUUAUUUUUUUUUUUAACUAAUUAUUCUUAGAAUGGAAUAUAAGAGUAAAUCGAAUAACAAAUUUCUCACUGCUCGAUAUUUCACUAUAGAUUCCUUCAUUUAGUGAAAUCACAAUGUUUUUAGUUUCAUAUCUCAUCCUUAUCGACUAUUUACACUAUUUUAUAUCCAACCAAUUUAGAAUAUUUCAAGAAAAAUUUUCUACAAAUGAUGGUACAUUUGAACUAAUAUCAGUAUAUGUGUAAAUAUGACAUAAAAUACAGUUUUUUUCAAAUCCUAUCGAUUAUUUAAAGGAUUUUUUCAUCAAAUAACAAUUUUUUUUUAAUAUCUACUUCAACAGGACAUUAUUUUUGACAAAAUUAUAAGCGAGUGGUUAUUUGAACGAGACAUAAGACUGAAUCACAUCAUAAAAUUCUCAUUGCUUGACAUUUUAUAUUGUAGAUUUUUUUUAUUUUGAAAAGAUUUGUUGAGAAGCAUCGAAAUUCGUAUUUUGAACGGUCAAAUUCAAUACGGAUUCUCGUUAAUAUUUUAAUUUAUAGAUAUUAUCGUAAUACAUUACUACAACUGUGUUGUAUGCUAUAUUGAUUUAAUUAAAUUGGUAUUUUAAGUUA
This is a messenger RNA of Diorhabda carinulata, 3510 nucleotides long. It is a transcript of the gene fax, whose product is annotated as failed axon connections. The coding region runs from base 198 to 1352 and encodes 384 amino acids. Gene Ontology annotation, cellular component: cytoplasm. Lineage: Eukaryota; Metazoa; Arthropoda; Insecta; Coleoptera; Chrysomelidae. The transcript is spliced from 4 exons. The record is from RefSeq and is a predicted model, not a curated record.